AUGGAGUCUCAAAUCCCAAAUUACAAAGGAGGCGGCAAGGGCGAGGAGGCGGCAAGGGCGAGGAGGCGGCAAGGGCGAGGAGGCGGCAAGGGCGAGGAGGCGGCAAGGGGGAGGAGGCGGCAAGGGCGAGGAGGCGGCAAGGGGGAGGAGGCGGCAAGGGGGAGGAGGCGGCAAGGGGGAGGAGGCGGCAAGGGGGAGGAGGCGGCAAGGGGGAGGAGGCGGCAAGGGGGAGGAGGCGGCAAGGGGGAGGAGGCGGCAAAGGGGAGGAGGCGGCAAGGGGGAGGAGGCGGCAAGGGGGGAGGAGGCGGCAAGGGGGGAGGAGGCGGCAAGGGGGGAGGAGGCGGCAAGGGGGGAGGAGGCGGCAAGGGGGGAGGAGGCGGCAAGGGGGGAGGAGGCGGCAAGGGGGGAGGAGGCGGCAAGGGGGGAGGAGGCGGCAAGGGGGGAGGAGGCGGCAAGGGGGGAGGAGGCGGCAAGAGGGGAGGAGGCGGCAAGGGGGGAGGAGGCGGCAAGGGGGGAGGAGGCGGCAAGGGGGGAGGAGGCGGCAAGGGGGGAGGAGGCGGCAAGGGGGGAGGAGGCGGCAAGGGGGGAGGAGGCGGCAAGGGGGGAGGAGGCGGCAAGGGGGGAGGAGGCGGCAAGGGGGGAGGAGGCGGCAAGGGGGGAGGAGGCGGCAAGGGGGGAGGAGGCGGCAAGGGGGGAGGAGGCGGCAAGGGGGGAGGAGGCGGCAAGGGGGGAGGAGGCGGCAAGGGGGGAGGAGGCGGCAAGGGGGGAGGAGGCGGCAAGGGGGGAGGAGGCGGCAAGGGGGGAGGAGGCGGCAAGGGGGGAGGAGGCGGCAAGGGGGGAGGAGGCGGCAAGGGGGGAGGAGGCGGCAAGGGGGGAGGAGGCGGCAAGGGGGGAGGAGGCGGCAAGGGGGGAGGAGGCGGCAAGGGGGGAGGAGGCGGCAAGGGGGGAGGAGGCGGCAAGGGGGGAGGAGGCGGCAAGGGGGGAGGAGGCGGCAAGGGGGGAGGAGGCGGCAAGGGGGGAGGAGGCGGCAAGGGGGGAGGAGGCGGCAAGGGGGGAGGAGGCGGCAAGGGGGGAGGAGGCGGCAAGGGGGGAGGAGGCGGCAAGGGGGGAGGAGGCGGCAAGGGGGGAGGAGGCGGCAAGGGGGGAGGAGGCGGCAAGGGGGGAGGAGGCGGCAAGGGGGGAGGAGGCGGCAAGGGGGGAGGAGGCGGCAAGGGGGGAGGAGGCGGCAAGGGGGGAGGAGGCGGCAAGGGGGGAGGAGGCGGCAAGGAGGAGGCGGCAAGGAGGAGGCGGCAAGGAGGAGGCGGCAAGGAGGAGGCGGCAAGGAGGAGGCGGCAAGGAGGAGGCGGCAAGGAGGAGGCGGCAAGGAGGAGGCGGCAAGGAGGAGGCGGCAAGGAGGAGGCGGCAAGGAGGAGGCGGCAAGGAGGAGGCGGCAAGGAGGAGGCGGCAAGGAGGAGGCGGCAAGGAGGAGGCGGCAAGGAGGAGGCGGCAAGGAGGAGGCGGCAAGGAGGAGGCGGCAAGGAGGAGGCGGCAAGGAGGAGGCGGCAAGGAGGCAAGGGAAAGAGCAAAUCUCUGCAGGCCUGA
Messenger RNA from Schistocerca piceifrons (Central American locust), 1581 nucleotides. Its product is annotated as glycine-rich cell wall structural protein 1-like. NCBI's taxonomy places the organism in Eukaryota, Metazoa, Arthropoda, Insecta, Orthoptera, Acrididae. The coding region runs from base 1 to 1581 and encodes 526 amino acids. The record is from RefSeq and is a predicted model, not a curated record. The transcript has 3 exons.